GUGUGACUCUAUAUUGACGUCAAGAAUAUCGGUGAGGAGGUGUGAAUAACAAAUUUAUGACAAAUACUUUUGCAUUCGCACAGUAUGUUUUUAUGAUAUAAAAAUUUAAAAGUUUUACAAUAAUUCAGUGAUGUUAGUGAUAAAGUGAUACAAAGGAGAAUGUCUAGUUAUAAUAAGGAUAUCGAGCAGGGCAUUCCCGAGGAAGAGGAUCAUUUGGAACCACUGCUGGACCAAGAUGGCCGCCCACGGUUGCCCACGCGGCCCAGCAACCUCAGUCUCUCAGAAUUACGCGAUCACCCUCGAUUACUGCACUUGUCUGACCAAGACCUGGUGUCAGCAUCAUCUGCUGCAUCCACCGUGAACAAUACUCCGGCUGUCGAGGGUCCCGACCCACUGCCCAAGAGGUGGAGGAGAAGCGAUCGGCGGCUAAGAAGGCUCAACACUGAACUGCUGACAGCCAUCGAGGAAAAUGAUGUUGAAGAGGUCGAAAGGUUACUAAAAGCAGGCGCAAACCCCAACGCUACCUGUCGUAAGGACAUGGUCUCGGCUUGCCACGUAGCCGCAUUGUGCGGAGGCGAUGCCCUCUCACUGUUGGUCAAGUUCGGAGCUGAAAAGUACCGUCUGGACAGACUCGGCAGAACACCAUUGCAUUUAGCGGCCUUCGCUGGAAAUGCGAGACAAAUGGCCAUCCUACUGGACUUCCCAGAGGACAUGCAAGCCCGUGUUGAGAGCGACAGUAUGUCUUCAGAGGCUGAAGAAGACGUGAAGAAGCUCUGUGAGAAGACCAUGGCUAUGGCUAACGUUCGCUGCGACCUCGGCGAGGUCAAGACGAUUAUACCCAGCACCUGGAAGGACAAUAUAGACCACAACUGCAGGAGCAUAGAAGGCAGCCUACCGUUACUGCAGCCCGGCUGGUCACCCAUCCACGUAGCAGCCGCGUGCGCGCGACGUCACUGCACUCGUCUGUUAUUAGCUGCAGGGGCUGACCCUAAUGUAUGCGAUGAGGCGGGACGGACUGCACUGGACGUGGCGGGGUCAGGGUACUAUAUGGACAUGAAGAUUGACUCAGACAACUUCACCGAAGUGCUCAGACUCAUCAUCAGAGCGGGCGGUGAGAACAAUACGAUGAAACCGCAAAGAUUGAAUGACGUCACGACUCCUCUCCACACUGCGGCGGAAUUGGAGAACGUUCCUGCUAUAAAGGAAUUGCUGCAGAUUGGCGCCUCCAUAGCCUGCCUUAACACUGCGGGCCAGACGCCGCUGCAUGUGUGUGUGAAGAAAGAACUCGAGGAACCGUUGAAGAUCCUAGCGAAUGAAGGUCGCAACGACAGCGAACCCCUGUCAGCAGUAGUGGAUGUGAAGGACGGGGAAGGCCACACAGUGUUGCAGGCCGCAGUUGAGGCCGCGUGGGUGAGGGGCGUCUGCGUGGCCCUGGAGGCCGGAGCUGACGUCACUCUCAAGGCAAAUGACGGUGAAACUCCGAUACAUUCAGCAGCAGCUUUAGGCAAUCUGGACGUCCUCAACGAAAUACUGAGUGUAGCUAAACAAAAAGAUUCAAUAGACUACCAAAACGAAGAAGGCGAGACCGCACUAUUUAAAGCUGUCAAGUAUGGUCACAUUGAAUGCGUGAAAGUGAUACUGGAUGAAGGUGCUUCCAUAAAAAUUACUCUCAAAGGAGACGUUAACGUUUUCCAUGUAGCUGCUGAGAAUGGCAACAAAACCAUUUUAGAAUUCCUAAUAGACUAUGACGAAAAAGUAACGCAAAUUAUGCUAAAUAGUUUAACAGACUCUAAGAGAAAAGGAUUUGGCCCGUUACAUUUUGCUGUAGCAGAGAACCAUUUAGAAUGUGUCGAACUACUCAUUUCCAAAAAUGCCGAUAUUAGACUAAGAACCACAAGUAGUCCACACAAGUCAUCGACUCCUUUGCACAUAGCCGCAGUAAGGAAUCAUUCUGAAAUAGCAAAAUGUCUUCUCAAUUUUGAUAAGACGAUAAUACAUGAAGUUAACGGUAUGGGAUGGUUUCCCUUGCAUUCUGCUAGUCAUCAUGGGAGUAGAGAUGUCAUUGUCCUACUUUUACGGGAAGGCGCUAAUUUGGCUGGAUACACUGAUGGUCCUAAGAAAUAUAGGAGAACUGCUAUCGACAUGAUUAUAAAUAACUUGUCGAAACCUACUGAUUUUAUGGAAGAGGUUCUAGAUGUUUAUAUAUCUACUAACGACCUCAAUCUUCAGGAUUCAAACUGUGAAGUGAUAAUUGAUUAUCGGGUUUUGAUGCCGAACGAAUGUGAAAUGGAACAAAUGAAAGUUAUUGAGGCACUGUUGAAAACUGGCAAUAGGUACGGACAAAAGAGAUUGCUCCUCCAUCCGCUUAUAGAAAGCUUCCUUUAUUUAAAAUGGAAAGCUUUGUUACCGUUCUUCUACACGAUAAUUGCGUUGUAUGCAUUGUUUCUGAUGUCCUUGACUGUUUUCGCUGUGUCUGUGUUCUUCUAUAAGGACACUGUGGAGGAAAAACCAGUCUGGUUAGAUACUGCAGUGUGGUCCUACGUCGUCUAUACAUCAAUAUCGUUAGUAAUACUUCAGGAACUGCUAUACAUGAACGUGAAAAGCAGCAGAUACUUCUUGCAACUAGAAACAUGGGUCAAAUUUGGAUCCAUAGGACUCGCUAUAAUCUUGCCUCCAGCUGUAAUGGUGCCAGUGUUCUAUGACGCAGAAUGGCCAAGACACGUGGCAACUAUAGCUUUACUCUUGGCUUGGUUGGAAAUGAUGUUUCUACUGUCGAGAUUCCCGAACUGGGGUUAUUACGUGCUGAUGUUCGGGAAGGUCGCAUCGAAUGUUGUUAAGAUUCUUCUAACAUUCGCCUUCCUCGUUAUUGGAUUCUCGUUUAGCUUCAUGAUCCAGUUUCGAUCGAAGACACCUUUCGAGGGGCCUUGGGCAGCCUUCGUGAAGACUAUCGUUAUGAUGACGUCAGAGUUUGAAUACAGCGCGUUAUUUGAUGAAGCGCAUUCCAAAGAAUUAGCAUUCUCCUUCCAAAUAGUCCGUCUCAUAUUCGUUGCUUUUCUCAUUUUAGCCGCGAUAGUACUCAUGAAUUUAAUGGUCGGCGUUGCUGUCAAUGACAUCAACGAUCUCGAAAUUCUAGGUAACAUAAGGAGGUUGGACAAACAAGUAGAAUUCCUGAGUACUCUAGAUACCCUAGUCUACAAUAAGGUGUUCAGCAAAAUAUUACCCAGGAAAGCGAACAGCAAAAUUAAACAGAAACGCAAUGUCAGUGACAUUGUUAUUCUAAGACCAGGAAGACCUAGAUGGAGGUACUACAAGGUUCUGCCUUCACGAAUAAGAGACGCAUUGUUCAAUAAAGCUCAAAGUCAGAAGAAGCUGUUGGAAGAUGAGAUGAACGUGAAAGCUUUUAAAGAUUUACUGAACGAAAUAUACGAUGCUGUGGUUAAGAAGAAAGAUGGCGAUAAAACGGAGGUGCAGAGAAAUAUUGAUGACUGGCCGAUUAGAAAUAGACAGAGGCACGAGGAAGUUAUGAAACGUCUCAAUGGUUUAGAUGAUGACAUGACCGAUAUGAAAACGCAAAUGGAAACACUGACAACACAGUCUUCUAAUAACACACCUGCUGAUGAGUUAAAUGUAAGGGUCAAUCAAAUAGCUACGGAAAUGGGAGAGAUCAAACAGUUUCUGAUGCGAUUAGAGAAUAAGUUAGGAAAAUUGUAAUUGAUAGUACUAAAAGACUUGGUCACGGCUGAAUAAAGUGUGGACAAUAUUUUUUUCCGAAAACAAUAGCUGACGUAUUCUAUGUCUUCCGUUUAUUCCCACGCCAAAUAUUACAGCCGAAUAUAGCGUCAUAGAGAUGUAUCUUCUAUUCAAUUAUAUUUAUAUAGAUGGGUAUAUUGUCUCAUGUUAUAACUUUUUAAAGCACUGCCAACCCCACAAGGAAUAGACAUUUUAGGUACUAAGCUAGUUUACAGUAACCUAUAUUUUUGAUACGUAGUUAAGUAAGUACUUACUUAGUAUUUAUAUUUUGUUAUAACUAAGACUACCUUUUUUAUAAGUG
Molecule: messenger RNA, 4051 nt
Organism: Chilo suppressalis (striped riceborer)
Lineage: Eukaryota; Metazoa; Arthropoda; Insecta; Lepidoptera; Crambidae
Source: the annotation of a GenBank genome assembly